Hibiscus syriacus is the source of this 928-nucleotide messenger RNA. RefSeq names its product PRA1 family protein B4-like. The transcript has a single exon. The record is from RefSeq and is a predicted model, not a curated record. The coding region runs from base 88 to 735 and encodes 215 amino acids. Gene Ontology annotation, cellular component: endoplasmic reticulum; Golgi apparatus. Gene Ontology annotation, biological process: vesicle-mediated transport. Lineage: Eukaryota; Viridiplantae; Streptophyta; Magnoliopsida; Malvales; Malvaceae.
UCCUUUAUUUAUUUUGUGCACCGCAGAUCUAGAUCUAAAUCCGCACAUCUCCUCUACAUUCUAAAUUCUCUUCUCCAACCAACUGCAAUGUCAACCACCGGUCCCGCCGUCCUCCCUAUCUCCUCCGCGCAAUCCAUCGAAUCCCAGCCACCCGCCGCCACCCCCGCAGUCCUCUCUUUCCUAUCACAUCUCAAUGAUUCCGUCCGCAACGGCCUUUCCCAACGCCGUCCCUGGGCUGAACUCGCUGAUCGUUCCGCCUUCUCCAAGCCGGAAUCUUUCUCCGAUGCCAUCGUCCGUGUCCGCAAGAAUUACUCAUACUUCCGAGUCAAUUAUCUGUCGGUGAUUGGUCUUAUCCUCGCCUUUUCCCUUCUUUCCCAUCCGUUUUCCCUUCUCCUCCUCCUUGGACUCCUCUCCUCCUGGAUCUUCCUCUACCUCUUCCGUCCCGCCGACCAGCCUCUCGUCGUCUUCGGCCGUUCCUUCUCCGACCGCGAGACUCUCGGCAUCCUCAUCGUCUUCAGCGUCUUCGUCGUCUUCCUCACCUCCGUUGGAUCUCUUCUCAUUUCCGCUCUCAUGGUUGGAGUUGGACUAGUCUGUGCUCACGGCGCCUUCAGGGCCCCAGAGGAUCUCUUCUUGGACGAACAAGAACAAGUAUCCACCGGUUUCUUGUCAUUUCUAGGUGGUGCUGCCUCCAAUGCCGCCGCAGCAGCCGCCCCUGUGGUUGCCGCUCGUGUCUGAAUCUGAUCCAUGGUUCUUCCCUAAAUCUUUGCCUCUAGGAUCUAAUAUCGCUUCAUGCAAUUUUUUUUAGGGAAUAAAACCUCCACAGGGGGAAUUCAUGGUUUUUCUUUAUUGUUUUGAAUGAUGAAUAGGGUUUUUAUUAUGUACUUUUAACAUUGGUGAAAUGUAUAUGGAUCUUGGAUCCAUUGUGUUA